AUAACCAUACAUAAACAAAAUGCAGGCUCUCACGGUGUAUUUGUAUGACGUAUUAGAUACACGUUACAGUUUCACUGAUAUCAACGCAGCCGGAGUUUGUCGCCAACCACCCGAAAAGCCAGAAAGUCCGUCCAAACUUCCGUUCCUUUUCGGAUUUUAUUGUAGCGCGCUCAAGAAAACGACACGUGAUCGCGAUAACCGCCAUUACAAAAAUAGCACCGUAGAAUUAGUCACAGCAGAGUUCUAUUCCGUACCGCGAUUCCUAGAUAAAGCGGACGAUUUACAACAUAGAAGUUUAGGUUUUGAGUAGUUAGGGUUUAGGUUUAGGUUUAGGGCGAGAAAAUGGCAUCUUCGGAUGAUGAAAUUGAUACACAGCCAUUGUCUGUGUCAAAUUACCAUUUCGAAGAUGAUAAAGAUGCGCCUAUUUCCUUUUCUGUUUUGCCGAUUCAAUGGAGUGAGUCUGAGAAUCCUAAAGGGAUGAAAGAGAAGGUGUUUUUGCACGGUAAUGCCGAUAAUGGCCUGAAGAAAAUUUUUAUGCAAGUUAUAGCAUGGAGGUUUGAUCUUCUUUCCAAUGUCAAGCCUGAGAUAUCAGUGCUAUCAAAGGAUGGUAAAUGGAUCAAACUUCAAAAGCCAAGGAAGAGCUACGAGGAUACCAUAAGGACUAUUUUGAUCGUUGUUUACUUCAUGCAUUUUGUGAAGAAGAAUCCGGAAACAUCAGCAAAAUCUGUGUGGGAUAGCUUGAGUAAGAAUAAGGAUUUUAGUUACUAUGAAGUUAAACCUUCACAUAAUGAUUUGUUAAACCAUAUGGCUUUAAUGGCCGAAGCUGCCACAAAGGAUGCUGUCUUAGCAAAGUCCAAGCUUUUGCUCACAGUUCUGGAAGAUAAGGAUACAAUGAGGAUUAAGAAACUUUCCGAUGAGGAAGUUAAAGAGCUAGCACGACCUGGAUUUAUAAUUGAUGAUAUUGACAAUGAUGAGAUUGAUGAGACUGCUGCUGAUGAAGAAUCAGAUGAAGAGGAUGCGUUAUUUGAUUCUGUUUGUUCGAUUUGUGACAACGGCGGAAAUAUUUUGUGUUGUGAUGGAAAGUGCAUGAGGUCAUUUCAUGCUAAUAAGAAGGAUGGUGAAGAUUCUUCUUGUGCCUCCCUUGGAUUUAGCCGGAAAGAAGUUGAGGAGAUCCAAAAUUUCUAUUGUAAGAAUUGCGAAUAUAAUCAACACCAGUGUUUUCAAUGUGGCAAACUAGGCUGUUCUGAUAAAUUUGCUGGUGCUGAGGUCUUCAAAUGUGCUUCUGCAACCUGCGGUUUCUUUUAUCAUCCAGAAUGUGUCACGAAGUUACUAAAGCUGGUGGCUAAGGAUGCUCCAGCAGAACUUUUAAGCAAUAUAGCCAAGGGGGAGCCUUUCACCUGUCCUGCUCAUUAUUGCCGUAUCUGUAGUGAAAUGGAAAACAAGAACGAGCACGAGUUACACUUUGCUGUUUGUAGGCGUUGUCCCAGGUCAUAUCAUCGCAAAUGUUUGCCAAGAAAGAUUGCUUUUGAAGACGAAGUGGAUGAAGGCAUUGCGCCCAGGGCUUGGGAAGAUCUUUUGCCAAACAAUCGCAUUCUUAUUUAUUGCUUAAAGCAUGAGAUAGAUGAUGAACUUGGAACUCCUAUAAGAGAUCAUAUAAAAUUCCCUGGUGUUAAAGAGAAAAUAAAUACUGCAACCAAAGAAGUUAUAUCGAACAAGAACAAUGCUAAGUUAGAUGAUUUACUUGUCAAAAGAACAAGUGCUAAAUCAUCUAUAUCGUCUAGUAAAAUGUCCUCCGAGAGAGUUGAUAUCAAGAAUUUUAGAAAGAUAUCUGGAUCAAAUAUCCCUAGAAAGAAAGCAAACGAUGCAACAAGAAGGUGUUUGAGUGAAAAUAAGAGGUCAACUUUAAAGGAAACAGAAAGGUCUAACUAUGAGGAGAAUCAGCCCUCACUGGGUGUGCAACUUUAUGAUCUCUAUCGUAAGGGUUCCGACCGAAUUAGUUCUGACAACCAUGUUGAUAAUGUAGCUGAUAACACAGUGUCUGUUAAGCCUAAAAAGCCGAGCAGUGCACCACCCCAAUUAGGCGUAGAUUCAGAGAGGAGAUUGUUGGCUUUGUUUAAAGAAGCUUCAUCAUCAGUUACAAUGGAGAAUGUCAUAAAGGAACAUAACUUUGCUUCUUCUCAUGCUCACUCGCUAAAAAAUGUUGUGGAGAAGACUAUUACAGUGGGAAAGUUGGAAGGAUCAGUUGAGGCUGUUCGAACGGCUUUAAGGAUGCUGGAUAAAGGACAUAGCAUUCGGGAUGCAGAAGCUGUUUGUGGUCCUGAUGUUAUGAACCGGUUAUUCAAGUGGAAGGACAAGUUGAAAGUAUAUCUUGCACCUGUUUUAUAUGGCAAUCGCUACACUUCAUUUGGUCGCCAUUUUACACAAGUGGAAAAGCUGGAAGGGAUUGUGGAUAAACUCCAAUGGUAUGUUCAGAAUGGUGAUAUGGUUGUGGACUUCUGUUGUGGUGCUAAUGAUUUUAGCAUUCUCAUGAAGAAAAAACUUGAAAAUACUGGGAAGAGUUGCUUCUUCAAAAACUUUGAUUUACUUCCAACCAAGAAUGAUUUUAAUUUUGAGAUGAGAGAUUGGAUGACUAUCCAGCGAAAGGAGUUGCCUUCAGGGUCACGGUUGAUCAUGGGUCUUAAUCCCCCCUUUGGGGUUAAAGCAGCUUUGGCUAACAAGUUUAUAGACAAGGCUUUAGAGUUUGAGCCGAAGCUCCUGAUUCUUAUAGUACCUCCAGAGACAGAGAGGCUGGAUAAAAAACGGUCACCAUAUGAUCUUGUCUGGGAGGAUGAGAGGUUUCUAUCAGGCAAGUCAUUUUAUCUACCUGGAUCAGUUGAUACUAAUGACAAGCAAUUGGAGCAAUGGAAUGUAAAGUCACCCCCUCUCUCCCUUUGGAGCCGUCCAGACUGGACUGAUAAGCAUAAGCUCAUAGCCCAGGAGAAUGGUCACCUGUUCAGACAUCAUGAUGUCUCGAAAAUGGAAAGCUUCGAUAGGGAAAAAUCAUCUGCCAGUCAUACUGUGGAUGAUGACUAUGUUGAUGAUACCAUGCUGGAUCGUAUGCUGGAUCAUGAUUUCUUGAAGUCAACUAAUGGUGAAGAUUGCUCAUUUAUGGUUGGACAGGUACAGCAAGGCUCGUCUCAUGGAAAUGUUGAUAGAGAGAGUCAAGAGAGACAUGAGUAUUUGGUGACCAAGGCUGAGAGCACCUCAUGGAAAAGGAAGCGAUCAGACGAAAAUGAUGGAAGAGGACCAGCUGUGACCUUACCAGCUAAAAGGCAAGGUCUGAGUGAAAUGCCUGAGGGAAAUCAGUCCGGAUCAGACAUGAUGCUUUCAGGUGAUGAUGUUGGUGAUAAUGGUUAUACACCUCUGGAGCCCCACUCUUCCAUUGGUGAUGAUGGCCAAAGUUGGCCAAAUGUUGCUGAUUCCCUCCCUGAUUAUGGGUUGGCCGAAUUACAGGAACACAGUAGCAGGCAUAUGGGAGACAACACAAGUAGCUUUGGAUAUAAACCUCAUCUCAGGGAGGAUGAUAGUCACCUGAGGGAAUUAGAGGCAAGACAACAGAUUCACCCUCCAGGACUUCAGAAUCCUGAUCCUAUGAGUAGUAGUUAUCUAUCUGGUCAUGGUCCUGCUUAUAACCAAAUGGGAUCUACUUAUUCAGUACUCGGUUCAAGACCUGAAUUGCCUUACAUGAUGAAUACACCCGCUAUGCCGACGAAUACACCAGCUAUGCAACGAUAUGCACCUCGUCUCGAUGAAUUAAACCAUGUUAGGACAAACUCUUUUGGGCCUGAGCAUCCUACAGUUAAUAGAAGUAACACUUCUGAACGUAGUACCCCUCAACCUGGAUCUGGAAAUGUGCUGCCAGGUUUUCCAAAGAUGCCAUAUUAUGUACAUAGAUGAUAUUAUGAUGGAACAUGCUGUCCUGUACAUGGGAUGUUUGAUUGACAACGACACAAUCCGCCUCCUCAUUUUGCUGGAAGAACAUUUCCGGUAGUGUAUUUUGAUAGAUUUGAGAAAUAUUGGGGUUAAUUAACAAAUUAUCAUUUUCUGAGUUGGGUUUAGUUUUGUACUCUUUUUGUGUGACUCGGUAAUAUCUGUAUGUGACCCUAGUGCUUACCGAUCUGGUGUUCCAUUAGAUUGUUUUUCUCUAUUAUGUUGGCGUGGAAUUUAAAAGUGAAUGCUUAAAAGAAUCACUAAAUUAGCGUCUUAGUAAAGACGGAAAA
Messenger RNA from Lathyrus oleraceus (garden pea), 4259 nucleotides. Its product is annotated as protein ENHANCED DOWNY MILDEW 2. The transcript is spliced from 19 exons. Bases 343 to 3936 code for a protein of 1197 amino acids. Lineage: Eukaryota; Viridiplantae; Streptophyta; Magnoliopsida; Fabales; Fabaceae. The record is from RefSeq and is a predicted model, not a curated record.